GUCACGUUUGCAUUCAAUUCACAAAUGACGCAGUAACGGGUCCGGGAUGAUCUCACGUACGCACCAUCCACGCACCGUCCACGUACCCUCCAUCCGUCCAUCCGCAGGUUCGCAAGUUGUGCAUGGGUGUACCAUGGAAUAUACACGCAGCCACGGCGCCGAAAAUAAAGCUAGCUAGAUAGAGUGCUUUCACGGCCUUAACUGCCGGUAGUAAUUAACCCCUCGCCCAACCACGCCAGCCAGCCAGCCAGACAGAUGGGCAGGCAGGCAGGCAGGCAGGCAAGCAAGAAAUGUACACAGGCACGAUACACACGAGAAAAAACACUCCAGUGCGUCGGCGAGCACUUUGACGAGAUAGCCCGCGUCCGUCCGUCCCGUCCCGUCCGCCCCGUCCGCCCAUCCAUUCAAUGUGUCUGUCCUUGAUGCAAACACACGUGUAGGCGUGCAUAUGUGUAUGCAUGCCACGUACGUGUCCUUCACGCAUCUACUAGAUGCUAGGGUGUGUUGUCGGUCGGUCUAUCACCAGUUGCUGUAGGACGUCUGCCCACCAGCCACCUGUUGGGUGUAGCCGUACCCGCUGGCGUCCCCCGCUCCCCUAUAGCUGUUCCUCCGGCCGCGCCUGAAGUAGGCUGAAGCUGGCUGGUAGCGCUGCGCCUGGCUGUAGUAGCUGCCGCCGUACCCAUACCCGCCCCCAUAGGAACCGCCAUACGAACCGCCAUAGCCUGCACUCAUCCAUCCAUCCAUCGAUACACACACAUCCAUGCAUAUACACCGUCCCUCUCGCCCAGCUGGCUGGCUGGCUGGCUGGCUGGGUGGGUGGCUGGGUGGGAUGACACACAUUACUCACUGCUUGCACGGCGGCCCGCAGCGCGACGGUUGCUGCGGUUGACGUAGGUCUGCUUGCCCGCACCGUAGUACCCGCCCUGCUGCUGCUGCUGCUGCCCAUACUGCUGCUGCUGCUGGCCACCGCCGUAGUACUGCUUCGCGACGGACGACCCAGAGGGCAGCGGCACACGGCUGCCAAACGCCUGUGGGAGCGGGUUGGGAGCACGGCCGAGAUUGGCCUUGAUCUGGAAACCCUUGCCGCGCCCGCCCGCCUGGCCCUUGCGCGCCACCACCGCACGGUUGCCGCGGGCGGCCGCCUUGGGCCUGGCGGCCUGCUGCUGCUUCUUGCCAGCCGACACGCCCUGGCGACGGAGGGAGGUGUUGAAACGACCAACCUGCGUACACACACAUACACACGACCACGCACAACAGACAUAAGGAAUCGGUUCAUAAAUGCAGGCCCCAUCCUGUCCUUUCUCGACUUGCCUGACGCUUCUGGAUGCCCCCCUGUCGACUAACACGCACGCCAGCGGUCCUCUUGACGCGCGACUUGGCCUGUGCCUUGGCCGCCCCUCCCGCCGCCGCCUUGGCCGCCGCUCCCUUGCCGCCCCCCGCCUUCUUGGCCUUGACCAUACGCUGCAGCCGAGUGGUCUUCUUGCCUGCGCCCGCCUUGGCCGACUGCUGCUGCUGCUGCUGCUGCUGUUGUUUGCGGCUGCCUGCAUGGACACCACCAGAGAGGGAAAGGAGAGCCGGUUGAGCAGGCGUGCCAGUCAGAGAUGAUGUGGCAUGGCAUGGCAUUAUGGAUCAUCAUUAGGGCGGGUGAAGGGAGAGGGAGGGGGGAAGUGGAUGAACGGAUGGUGGCUGACCGAGUCUCGCUCGGACGCCUCAAUCAUCGCUCGCUCCGCUACCACACCUCCGUGCCUCCCUCCCUCCCUCUCCUUUCUCACUCGUCCAUCCGUAUCUCCUCGCUUCACCCACGUCGCAGUGAUGUCGUAUGCGUACCGCCGCUGCGUGUCUUCUUGGGGUUCUCGCGACGCACACCACUUCCGGAACCACCCUUGGCACUCGACUUGCGGGCAGCCGAUUUGCCCUUGGCCUUGGCCUUGGUCUUGGUCUUGGCCUUAGCUUUGCCGCCCUUCCGCUCGCUCUUGAUGAGGUCGUCGAGGGAAAGCUCGAGCUUUUUCUCCACCUGGGCAGAGAGAACACAACACACAGCACAAGACACGUCAGAACUGACAAGGCGGCCAGCGGCAUGUGUCGUCUCUCACGUUCAUCUUCAUCUUGGGCUACGUAGCUGGCGCUUCUAGCAACAGGCUCGGCAACAGAAAGGCUCCUUCAAGCUGGAAGGCCCUCGCACCACAACAGAGGAGAGCGGAGUGCUGUUUCUGUCUCGCACUCUCCGACGGCUACCCAAGCGUCGAACGCUGUACUAAUCUCAGCGCCCUCAGGCCCUGAUGCGAUGUCCAGAG
Vitrella brassicaformis is the source of this 2294-nucleotide messenger RNA. NCBI's taxonomy places the organism in Eukaryota, Vitrellaceae. The record is from the annotation of a GenBank genome assembly.